UUUCUCUCAUAGCAUUUACAACGAUAGCUUUCCUGACUGUAAUGGAGUUCACGGUGUAUCGGGACACAUGGAUGAAAUAUGAAUAUGAAGUAGACAAGGAUUUUACUAGUUCCAGCCUCCAAGAUUGGCUGAAGGUACAUUUGUGGUUGGUUUCAUGUGCUUGUCUGGACUGCAUUUGCCCUUCUUCCUGAGGUGACCAGGCACCCAUGAGUCCAUGUGAAGUUGAUGGAGAUUUUUGUGCACAGAACAUCUUUAAAUAUCACAUGUCUGGAACUGGAACAACUUUAAAAGCUGUUUGACUAGUUGCUGUGGUAACAAGCUAAAGAUACGUCUAUUAAUUAGAUGUCUUGUACGUCGGAAAUACCAAAGAUUUCUGUAAUGAAAAAAUAAAUACCAGAAAUUUAAGCGAGAUGCAUCAAAACCCCAGGUUAAGCAGCUUCUCAGCCCAAUCCUGAGUAUCACUGUCCCAAGGAAUUCUGAUGAGGAUUGGAAAUACUGUGGCCUGUCUUAAGGACAAAACAGGAGGAAGUAAGUUAAGAAUCAAUAUUGAUAUUACAGUUGCCAUGAGGUGUCAAUAUGUGGGGGCUGAUGUUCUGGAUUUAGCAGAAACAAUGGUUGCCUCUGCAGAUGGGCUAAUCUAUGAACCAGUAGUGUUUGAUCUCAGCCCACAACAAAAAGAAUGGCAAAGGAUGCUGCAGGUAAUUCAGAGUAGGCUGCAGGAAGAACACUCUCUUCAAGAUGUGAUAUUCAAAAGUGCUUUUAAAAGUGCUUCUACAGCACUGCCGCCACGGGAAGAUAAUUCAUUACAGUCUCCAGACGCGUGCAGAAUUCAUGGUCAUCUCUAUGUCAAUAAAGUGGCAGGGAACUUUCACAUAACUGUGGGCAAGGCAAUACCACACCCUCGAGGCCAUGCACACUUGGCAGCCCUUGUAAGCCACGAGUCCUAUAACUUCUCUCAUAGAAUAGAUCAUUUGUCAUUUGGAGAGCUUAUUCCAGGGAUUAUUAAUCCUUUGGAUGGAACAGAAAAAAUAGCAUCAGAUCACAACCAGAUGUUCCAAUAUUUUAUCACAAUUGUGCCAACCAAACUCCAUACAUACAAAAUUUCAGCAGAAACUCACCAGUUUUCGGUGACAGAAAGGGAAAGAGUAAUUAACCAUGCAGCUGGCAGCCAUGGGGUGUCAGGCAUAUUCAUGAAAUAUGAUAUCAGUUCACUUAUGGUGACGGUGACAGAAGAGCACAUGCCUUUUUGGCAGUUCUUAGUGAGGCUCUGUGGCAUAAUUGGGGGAAUAUUUUCAACUACAGGAAUUUUACAUGGCUUUGGAAGAUUUGUGGCAGAAGUUAUUUUUUGCCGUUUCAGACUGGGCUCUUACGGAUCCACAUCGGUCCCACUUCCUGAUGGCCACACAAGCAACCACUUACCUCGAACUACGGACAAUAGUACGCAUUAGCCUCCUGAGAAAACCUUCUUUCUUCCUGCCUGACACAGAAGACAUUUUUUUAUAAUAAAGAAAACAUUGUGCAAUA
Messenger RNA from Calidris pugnax (ruff), 1524 nucleotides. RefSeq names its product ERGIC and golgi 2 (gene ERGIC2). The transcript has 14 exons. Gene Ontology annotation, biological process: retrograde vesicle-mediated transport, Golgi to endoplasmic reticulum; endoplasmic reticulum to Golgi vesicle-mediated transport. Lineage: Eukaryota; Metazoa; Chordata; Aves; Charadriiformes; Scolopacidae. Gene Ontology annotation, cellular component: endoplasmic reticulum; COPII-coated ER to Golgi transport vesicle; membrane. The record is from RefSeq and is a predicted model, not a curated record. Bases 480 to 1448 code for a protein of 322 amino acids.